AUGAAAACAAAUGUGUUGAAGCAACACAAUGUACAGUUUAUGUAAGACACACUAAAUUAACAUUCACAGUAAAAACAAUGUGUUGAAGCAUCACAGUGUACAAUUGUUAACCCUUUCACUAAUGGUGAUGUAUUGGUACAGCUUACCAGCCAAGGUUAAUGAUGUACUAAUACUCCAGAAUUCUAGCAGCUUCAAAUCUAACUGGAGAAAGCUAGUAGACCUACAUGUGAGAGAAUGGGUCUGCAUGGUUAUGUGUGCAGUAUAAAAGAGAUCCUUCAGGACGCAGUGCGUGAGAAAAAAACUCUGACCAUGUUUUUGGUUUAAAACGCUGACUUUGAGGUGGAUUUUCAUGUGGCAUUGAUGGUUAUAUUCUCGUUUUCUUGGUUGCAUUUGAUAGAAUGGAAGAUAUGUUACAGAAAUAGAGAUGAUUUUGAUUGGUUUCAUGAUGAAAAGUACCUUGAAAUUGAGCUCAAUGUAGUGAAAAUGUUCGAUUUUUGCUGAUAUUCAAGAGUAAACAAAUGACGUCACCAUACAGUAUGUGUCCAAGUGGCCAGUAUAAUGUGCAAUCAUGAAUCGGUUGGCAUUAAUUAUACAAUUAUUGCAAUAAUGCAGUAGUCUGCAUAAUAAUAAAUCUAUUUUUUGUAUGAAUAAAAAAUUAAUGUCUGUAUUGUUUAUUCUGGACCGUAUUUUGAAACUGGUAUCUUUUGAAAUUUGUGAGAAAUUGGCCAGACUGCCAAUUUCUGACCACUUUAUUGGGUAAUUGAAAUCGGUAAAUGGGCGGUUUCUUGUACUUAGUCAAUAGAACAAAUGGAGUUCUAGCAAAAAACUAUGAGUUUGGUCAACAGGAACAAUGGAAUUAGAUGAAAACAGGUCUCAAAGUUGGCAAAAUCGCCAAUGCAUAAAUAUCGCCGAGACUGCUAACUUCACAGGAGCAUAAUUCUGUAAGUUUUCCAUCAAAUUUCAUACUUUUGGUGUCAUUUCCAUUGUGAAAAUAUUCUUUAUCACUUCAUAAGAGAAAAUAAUUUUUUUUUUAAUUUUUCAACACUGAGAGCAAGUUUGUGAGCAGGGGUCUCGACAGUGAAAGGGUUAACAAAGGAGGCACAUUAUAUCAACAUUCACACUUGCUAAAACAAUCUUCCUUACAACUACCUCACUGUGUAUCUCUGACAAGAUUUAUGAUGGGCAAAAUAAAAAUUUGGUUUUCAGUGUGUCUAAAAGAGAUUUCUCAAAAAAAGAAUUUAGUUCAAAGUAUGAGAACUCAUACUGAAGAGAAACCAUAUCAGUGUUCAGGAUGUUUAAAAGACUUUUCUCUUAAAAGGGAUUUAGUAACACACAUGAGAACUCAUACUGGAGAGAAACCAUAUCAGUGUUCAGAAUGUCUGAAGGACUUCAAUCAAAAAUCACAUUUAGUAAGUCAUAUGAUAAUUCAUUCUGGAAAGGAACUAUAUCGGUGGUCAGAAUGUCUAAAAGAUUUUAAUCAUGAAAAGGAUUUAGUAAGACACAUGAGAAUGCAUACUGGAGAGAAACCAUACCAGUGUUCAGAAUGUCAAAGAGACUUUUCUGAUAAAUCAAAUUUAGUUCGUCACAUGAGAACUCAUACAGGAGAGAAACCAUAUCAGUGUGCACAUUGUCUGAAACACUUUCCUAGUAAAAGUGAUUUAGUAAGACACAUAAGAACUCAUACUGGAGAGAAACCAUAUCAGUGUCCAGAAUGUCUGAAGGACUUUAAUCGAAAAUCACUUUUAGUAAGUCAUAUGAGAACUCAUACUGGAGAGAAACCAUAUCAAUGUUCA
This is a messenger RNA of Cherax quadricarinatus, 1793 nucleotides long. The record is from RefSeq and is a predicted model, not a curated record. Lineage: Eukaryota; Metazoa; Arthropoda; Malacostraca; Decapoda; Parastacidae.